Psilocybe cubensis is the source of this 1188-nucleotide messenger RNA. Its product is annotated as Metaxin-like protein. Gene Ontology annotation, biological process: mitochondrion organization. The record is from RefSeq and is a predicted model, not a curated record. The transcript is spliced from 5 exons. NCBI's taxonomy places the organism in Eukaryota, Fungi, Basidiomycota, Agaricomycetes, Agaricales, Agrocybaceae. Gene Ontology annotation, cellular component: SAM complex. The coding region runs from base 1 to 1188 and encodes 395 amino acids.
AUGGACUCUGAGACACUCCCGACGUCUGGGUUAGUCUUACACAUCUGGCCAGGCCAAUGGGACUUGCCCUCCUUCGACCCACACUGUCUCGCGACAGUGCUUUAUCUCCAACUCGCCAUCCCCGGAAAAUACAGCCUUGUCGAGUGUGCAAACCCGGACUCGUCGCCCACCGGACAGCUGCCUUUCCUUGUCCACGGGCAGUACUCGGUUGGAUCGUUUGCCGGGAUCGUUAAGUAUGUAUCGGGUCUGCGGAAUGAGGAUUAUAAAACGUACCCGGAUGCGAAUUUGGAUGUGCGGUUGACUGCGUCGGAGAGGGCGCAGAAAACGGCGUGGGUCGCGCAUGCGGAGUCUCACCUUGGUGACUUGGUGUUUCAUACGUUAUACGCGAACGGGGAGAAUUGGGUGAAGAUGACGCAUCCUGCGUUGGCAUCCAUGUUCCCCGUGCCCCAGAAAUAUUACGUGCCUAGGAGGAUGAGAAAUAGUUAUUACCCAAGAUUAGUUGCUGCUGGUUUGUGGAGGCAGGUCGUCGAGGAAGAGAAAUCACAGAAGGAGAAGUUUCCCAGAGACGUGAAGCCUGCGGAGAGGGCAAAACUCAGCGCCAACACGACUCUGUCGCAAGCUUUUGACAAGGAGAAGGUUCUGGCGAAAGCUGGUUAUGAGCUAGAUAUUUACAGCGAGCUUCUGGGUGGUAAAAGAUUCGUGUUUCAAGACAAGCUAUCUACCGUGGAUGUUAUAGUGGCUGCACAUAUUCUCCUCCUUGUAUAUCCUCCAUUUUCAGAUCCUAUGGUCAAAGACCUAUUAACGGAGUCGUAUCCAACCCUGCUCACACACUCCCGGAAAGUACACGCUGUAGCACUGGGAUCUAACACAUCUCAACUCUCGUACGACGCCCCUUCUUCCUCGUUAUGGGCCAUCAUACCCGCAUUCCCGAAAUCAUCUUCCAAGUCAUCGUCUAAAAAGCCGGAGGAGACGCCAGAGGACUUGCAAUUCAGGCGGAUGCGCUGGGGGUUCGUGGGUGCGGCGCUUGGGUCUUUGGUGGUGUAUGGUAUGUUGAUGGCUCAGCACAUUGAAAUCGUUCGGGUACCUGCUACAGAGAGUAAUGAGGAAGUGGCAGGGGAAGAGGAAGAUGUCAUUCUCCUGUCCCCAGAAGAGGAGGUAGAGGAGGAUGUGGACACAUCAAGUAGUUAG